AUGAAGUCCAUAGGAACCAUGAUAAGGGAGGCUGCUCUAUCUUCUCAGGUUCAUUUCUUGGAGCAGAGUGUGCAGAAGCUUGAUGAAGAACUUGAGAAUCAGAAGAAACUAAACGUUCAGUUCGUCGACAGGCAAAGACUCUUCACGACCAUCAUUAAUAAUCCAACACGUCUAGCCAAUGGAGAAGGAUACGUGUGUAGAAUAUUCAACUUUGAUAUACAUGACGUUGAUUAUGUGUCCCUUCGUCCUAGCUUCCGCAUUCAUAGUACACUAAUGUGUUGA
Messenger RNA from Eruca vesicaria subsp. sativa (arugula), 282 nucleotides. NCBI's taxonomy places the organism in Eukaryota, Viridiplantae, Streptophyta, Magnoliopsida, Brassicales, Brassicaceae. The record is from the annotation of a GenBank genome assembly.